Molecule: messenger RNA, 1213 nt
Organism: Cajanus cajan (pigeon pea)
Lineage: Eukaryota; Viridiplantae; Streptophyta; Magnoliopsida; Fabales; Fabaceae
Product: S-adenosyl-L-methionine-dependent methyltransferases superfamily protein
Source: RefSeq, a predicted model, not a curated record
GAAAGUUACAAGUGUCAACUGCAAAGUAAUUCAGAAGAAUUUUGGGUUAAAAUUUCAGAAUAUGUAUCAUUUCUCGAUUGAUAAAUAUAGGUAUUUUAAUGACUACUCGUAUAAAUUUUAGUUUAUGGACUGUUUGUACAGGGUGAUUAACUGAUUCUAUUACAGACUAAUUACGGUUUAAAUUUAAAUUUAGAAUUGGCGAGAGUAUAAAUUUUUUAGAGCGUGAAUAAAAUUGAAGUUACUGUUAGGGUUUGAAGUUUGUCUGUGUCCAUUGGUGUUGGGGUUUUGGUUUGAAGUUUGAAGAGGAAUAUGGAUGAUACGGCAACACCUUCAACUGCUUCGGCCUACCUUAAUCCUUCCUACUGGGAUGAGAGGUUCUCGAAAGAGGAGCAAUAUGAGUGGUUCAAAGAUUAUUCCCAUUUUCGCCACUUGAUUCAACCCCAUCUCACGCCCCAUUCCGCUGUACUGGAACUUGGAUGUGGAAACUCACAAAUGUGUGAAGAGUUGCAUAGGGAUGGCACAACCAACAUAACUUGCAUUGACCUUUCACCUGUUGCAGUUCACAACUUGCAAAAACGGUUACUCUCCCGGGGAUUCAAAGACAUAAAAGUGCUGCAAGCUGAUAUGCUAGAGCUACCUUUUGAGGAUGAGUGUUUUGAUUUGGUUAUUGAGAAAGGAACUAUGGAUGUAUUGUUCGUGGACAGUGGUGAUCCGUGGAAUCCAAAGCCUGAAACCAUGUCAAAGGUCAUGGCCAUGUUGAAAGGUGUUCACAGAGUUUUGAAAGCUGGUGGCACAUUUAUCUCAGUAACUUUUGGCCAGCCACAUUUCAGGCGCCCUAUAUUUAAUGCACCGGAUUUCAGCUGGUCUGUUGAGUGGACUACUUUUGGUGAAACUUUUCAUUAUUUUGUCUAUGUUCUGAAGAAGGGACAGAGAUCGUCAUAUGAUGAUACUCCAUCUGUUAAGAGGUUUGAAGCACCGGCUAUUAAUCUACUUCAUGAAGAGUUAGAAAGUGAAGAUUUUGCUUUCCGAAUCAAUGUUGAGGAGUUGAACUGUUAGACUGUAUUGUGAGAAGUUUUGUUAUCAAUUUUAAUUCGCUUGCUUCAAAAGAGGAAUGCGAUUAUCUUGACUGAUGGAUUUAGGCAUACUGAUGUUGCACCAAAAUGGUAAUUGUACUUUGUUGAAAAGUAAAUGAAAACAUCUCAAGUUACCAUGA